This is a messenger RNA of Porites evermanni, 619 nucleotides long. NCBI's taxonomy places the organism in Eukaryota, Metazoa, Cnidaria, Anthozoa, Scleractinia, Poritidae. The record is from the annotation of a GenBank genome assembly.
GGAAAAAGAAACUGUCACGGAUCGGGAGCUCUUUCAGAGCUCUUCGAAAACCCGAUCCACCCUUUACAAAUUCAUAUGGUUCCUCCAUUUGUUGACGAAAACAGCCCGACGUUCCACCUGCAAAUUCAUGAUGAAGAAGUUUACAGAUGCAGAGAAAUUUGUGGGAAGCCGGCGACAGUGUUCGACUUACUUCAAGUGAGUGUCAAGCCGCUUGGUUACCAGUUCAAGGAGCCUGCUCGAGAUCGUAUUGGGCGCGCAAUCGCGGAAACCAUUCGGCGAUUUCGGCGAAAGAUCCAAGCCACGGCGGACGGAAAAAGGAGGAAAAAAUUAGAACUGAGACUUGGAUUAAACUGUCUAUUAAACCAGAGGAGAUCAAUUUCAAUCAAUCAAUCAUCUUUUUAUGCCCCCUGUUUUCAGGGAGCGAGCUUAAGUAUUUCAAGUAAGCUAUAUUGCAAAAACUGAACUUACUUACCCGCCAUUUUGGUUAAAUUGCUUUCGGGGGUCAAUGUAAGAGCUAACAUCUUUCGAAUGGAGAAGCAAAACAUUACAAUCAGCGACGAGUGUUCUGGCUUCCGAGCUCAAUUUUACUCUCCUCGCAGCGAGUUUAUUUACGACAUAA